UCUAUAAAUGCCGCUAUGAUGUUGAUGAUGAGUCGGCGAAGCCUGCUGGGGUUGCUGGCCCUUUGUGCCUCCGUGGCAUUCUGCAAACCCACCUCGGAGAAGAAGGAGCGCGUGCACCAUUCCAAGGACCUGGAUGAGCGGGAUCCAAUCGACCAGAACGGCUUCCAGUUCGAUCAUGAUGCCUUCAUGGGGAGAGAAGGCUCAAAGACCUUCGACCAACUCACUCCGGAGGAGAGCAAAGAGAGGCUGGGGAAAAUUGUGGACCGCAUUGACGAUGACCAGGAUGGCCUGGUGACUGCGGACGAGCUGACCUCGUGGAUUAAGCGGGCUCAGAACCGGUACGUCGACGACAAUGUCAAGAAGCAUUGGAACGAAUACGACACCAACCGGGACGGACAAAUAUCGUGGGAGGAGUACAGGAACGCCACGUACGGGUUCCACGUGGAUGAGUCGUUCAGCGACGUGAGCAAUGAUGAGGACAAGGCCAGCUACAGGAAGAUGCUGAAACGGGAUGUGCGGAGGUUCGAGAAGGCGGACAAGGAUGGGGACAAGGUGGCCACACGGGAGGAGUUCACCGCCUUCCUGCACCCAGAGGAGUUCGACUACAUGAAGCCCAUCGUAGUUCUGGAAACCAUUGAGGACAUUGACAAGGACGGGGAUGGCAUGGUGGAUGAGAAAGAAUAUGUCGGUGACAUGUACUCCCCGGUGGACGGCGAGUCCGAACCAGACUGGGUGAAGAACGAGCAGGAACAGUUCAGACGGUUCCGAGACCUCAACAAGGAUGGGAAGAUGGACAAGGAGGAGGUGGAGCGCUGGAUCCUGCCUGGUGACUAUGACCACGCCAUGGCAGAGGCCAAGCACCUGAUCCACGAGUCCGAUAAAGACGAGGAUGGCAAACUCUCAAAGGAGGAAUUCCUGGAGAACUACAACAGGUUCGUAGGAAGUGCUGUCACCAAUUUCGGAGAGCUGUUGGACAAUCACGAUGAGUUUUAGUCACCACACGGUCUCUCUGUGAUUCUGCACUCUGUUCUGCAUCCUCCAUUGCUUUUUGUAAAAGAUUUAUAAAGGAUGGGGUGCUUAAAUUGGCUGUGUGUACAAAUGUAAUUUGUUUAUUUCAAGGGAGAGGGCUUGAUUGUCCUUGACCCCCUGUGCUAGAAUGUAUUCUACGCUGGAAUCUUCAGGGCCCAAUUCCUCACCUCUCCUCCCUUGCAGUUUUGAACCAGAUUCAUGAGUUGAAUGUUUGGACAGUCUCUUGACGACUGGAAGAGGAGAGAAUUCCAUAUUCUUCUGUCUGAUUUAGGGGUCAAAGCGCAGUAUUGGCAUUGGGGGAGUGUGGAGUGUGCAAACCAAAUAUCAUGAGGGUGUAGCCAAUACAAACUGUGCUGGGAUCAGCAAGAUGCCCAAUGAAACGAUGGAUCUAAACUAAAACUCUACAGGCAGGCAAGGUGAGGAAUUGGCCCCAACCAUGUGUACAAUGAAGCUCUCCCAUCACUGAUGGUGUUCUCACGCAGAGCUUGCUGAUUCAGUAUUCAGGAGCAGUGUGAUCCAGCUGACCAGUAUGACCACUCCCUGCCCUGCCACUUGACCAUUACAGUCAACUCAAGCCUGUGUUAAUGAGCUUGGAGAAAUAAAUGUAGCAUCCCGACUUGAACCUGUCAUCAUUUCCUCUCUCAACUGCCUGUCCAAACAGUUUACCGUCUCCCCACCUGCCCUGCUCUCCACAGAAGCUGCCUGACCCGCUGAGUUACUCCAGCACUCGGUG
Amblyraja radiata (thorny skate) is the source of this 1762-nucleotide messenger RNA. RefSeq names its product reticulocalbin 3, EF-hand calcium binding domain (gene rcn3). Gene Ontology annotation, molecular function: calcium ion binding. Bases 16 to 993 code for a protein of 325 amino acids. Gene Ontology annotation, cellular component: endoplasmic reticulum. NCBI's taxonomy places the organism in Eukaryota, Metazoa, Chordata, Chondrichthyes, Rajiformes, Rajidae. The transcript is spliced from 7 exons. The record is from RefSeq and is a predicted model, not a curated record.